Aaosphaeria arxii CBS 175.79 is the source of this 1796-nucleotide messenger RNA. Its product is annotated as glycoside hydrolase family 43 protein. Gene Ontology annotation, molecular function: hydrolase activity, hydrolyzing O-glycosyl compounds. The record is from RefSeq and is a predicted model, not a curated record. NCBI's taxonomy places the organism in Eukaryota, Fungi, Ascomycota, Dothideomycetes, Pleosporales. The transcript has a single exon. Gene Ontology annotation, biological process: carbohydrate metabolic process. Bases 162 to 1796 code for a protein of 544 amino acids.
GGCAGAAACACAUCGAACGAAGAUGUUUCAAGGUACAUAUGGCGUGAUUAUGCUUUGGCUUUCCUUGGUGCUUCAAAGGAACGAAGACCGGACCAGAUAAAGCGCAGAACGAGCAAAUCUUCCUGCCAAACACCUUCAUCGCACACAGCUUUCCUUUCGACAUGCCUCUUGUACGAAAACCUAUACUUCCUGGCUUCAAUGCCGAUCCCUCCAUUGUGCGCGUUGGCAAGGAUUACUAUAUCGCGACUUCAACUUUUGAAUGGUACCCUGGAGUCCAAAUACAUCACUCGACUGAUUUGGCAAACUGGACGUUGAUUACACGUCCACUGAGCCGCGCAAGCCAGCUGGACAUGCGCGGCCAUCCGGAUUCCUGCGGUGUAUGGGCACCUUGCCUUACGCACGACGGAUCGCGCUUCUGGCUCGUGUAUACCGAUGUCAAACGAAAGGAUGGAUCGUUCAAAGACACCAUCAAUUAUAUCGUACAUGCAGAGGAGAUAUUAGGGCCGUGGUCAGAUCCCAUCUUCGCGAAUGCCUCAGGAUUUGAUCCAAGUCUGUUUCAUGAUGACGAUGGCAAGAAGUGGUUUGUGAACAUGAUCCAGGAUCAUAGAAAGAGACCGAGGAUGUUUGCUGGCAUCCGGUUGCAAAAGUUUGACCCUGUGCAGGGGAGAUUAGUGGGACCGACGACGACGAUCUUCCAUGGCACGAAGCUAGAUAAAUGCGAGGCACCGCAUUUAUACAAAAGGGGCGGAUGGUAUUAUUUACUCACUGCUGAAGGCGGAACCGAGUAUGGCCACGCUUGCACGCUGGCAAGGUCAAGAAGCAUACAUGGCCCAUACGAACUGCACCCGCAAGCAUACAUCCUCACGUCAAAAGACGCUCGGUUUGCGGAGCUGCAAAAAGCAGGGCAUGGAGACAUCGUGGAAACACCAGAUGGGAGAACCUACAUUGUGCACUUGUGUGGAAGACCUGAGAGUCAGGCGCGGCCACGGUGUAUGCUGGGCAGGGAAACUGCAAUCCAAGAAGCAUACUGGAAGGACGACUGGUUAUACGUCAAGGAUGGUCCUGCGCCAUCGUUGUUUGUGGAUGUUCCAGGGACAAGGGACGACACACACUAUUGGGCAGAACAGAGGUAUGUCUUUGAUUCUACCAAAGGACUUCAUGAGGAUUUCCAAUGGCUUCGAACGCCAGACACAGAUCGGAUAUUCAACAUCAAAGGUGGCAAACUUCAACUGAUCGGGCGGGAAUCAGUUGGAUCUUGGUAUGAGCAGGCUCUUGUUGCGCGACGACAGACUCACUUCUCCUACGACGCUGAAACUGUGGUCGAUUUUUCACCAUCUGAUGAACGACAAUUCGCCGGGCUUAUAGCAUACUACAAUAGGUUCGCCUUUUUCUAUCUGACAGUCACGGCUCACUCGGAUGGACAGCGUGAGUUGUUAAUUCUGAGCUCGGAGUCAUCCUAUCCUCACGGGCGACUUGAUGAACCACUUCUUCCACCAGUCCGAAUACCGGCUCAAGGAAAAAUGAAAUUAUCCCUCACUAUCCGCGGCAAACAAUUGCAAUUCUACUACGCACUUGAGGGAAACGUGGAGCUCCAGAAAAUAGGUCCAGUGUUCGACGCCUCAGUCAUGUCUGACGAGUGUGGUGGUUGUCAGGCUCCGGGAGGAUUCACGGGCGCCUUCGUGGGCCUUGCGGCAUCCGAUUUGAAUGGAACUGCAUUGACGGCGAACUUCGAUUACUUUACCUAUCGACCUGUAUUAGAUAAAGCGGACCGAUACAUUACCUUUCCGAUAGAUUAA